UGUGUUUAAAAUCCACAUACUGAUAGCAAAUCUUUGGUUGAAACAGUAUUAAAUUACUGGGGCUUCCAGUGGCUGAGUCCAACUUAAUUUGAAGUUUCAGAUUAAGUAUCAGGAGGAAUAACUUGAUAUUUAGAGCCAACAGGUCUUUCUUUUUUUUUUAAACCUCCCAAAAAACCUAUAAAAUCAAGAAUUGGCGGGGAGGACCGGAGAAUGAUAAAGGAAUAGUUGACUGAUUUAUAGAAACUUUUAGUGGCGGUAAAAAUUACAAAAGUAUUGGAAAUAAGGCAAAAGGACAGCAUGUUUUUUUCAGAGUCAAAAUGGAGCCUAACAGGCCCACCUGAAGAUGAUUUAGAUGUCUAGGGGACUAUAUUUUGUUUGGCAUGAUGAUAUUGAUUAGGGCCUAGGCUUUGUAGUUAACAUCUUUUUCAUUAAUGGAGAUGCAAAUUAUUUCUGAGUGGGAGAGAAAAAAAUACAGUACUCCUAAAGGUUGUAGUUUUAGUGCCUUGUAGGAUAUUAGCCAUUUUUCUUUUCUUUUUUUUGAGACAGAGUCUUGCUCUGUCGCCCAGGCUGGAGUGCAGUGGCACGAUCUCGGCUCACUGCAACCUCUGCCUCUCGGGUUAAAGCAAUUCUCCUGCCUCAGCCUCCCGAGUUGCUGGGACUACAGGUGCCCGCCACCACGCUCAGCUAAUUUUUGUAAGUUUAGUAGAGACGGGGUUUCACCAUAUUGGCCAGGCUGGUCCGGAACUCCUGAUUUUGUGAUCCGCCUGCCUCGGCCUCCCAAAGUACUGGGAUCACAGGCGUCAGCCACCGCGCCCGGCCAAUAUUAACCAUUUUUCUGUCUAACCUAUCAAACUUACCAUCCUUUCUUCAGUGUUUAUGCUCAGUUCCUGAAAUGCUUUUGAGCACACUAAGCCAUUCAGCUUGUUCCAUUGUGAGUUUAAUAAAUCUUUGUCACAGGUUCAUUUUGAGUCAUAUUUAUAACUUUUGUUAUUGGACAAUGGUCUCUAUUCUUUAGUGGCAAAAACAAGUUUAUGCUUCUCAGGAUGGAAGGACAUAGGCCCUGUGUGGUACUCAAAUACAUCUUAGGACUCCAAGUAGAAUCCUUUCUCAUUGCUUCAGAAAGGUUAAACAGUGACCAGAGGAAAUGUUACAGAACUUUGACCAAAAAAUAAAUCCUGAGUAUUGAGAAAUUAAAAUUAAAGUCUUGCAAAUUGCAGAGUUUAAAAAUUGUUAUUGAUAUUUUAAAUUGAAGAAAUUAGUGGAAAUAGUAGUUCUAAAUUGCAUACAUUUGAAUGUGGAGUGUUAAAAGAUUAUUUCCCUUGUCUCCUGUUUUAUUUAGGAUAAGGUUAACUGAGAUUUUGGUACAUGGUGGGCCAUUCAAGUUAUGUAUAAUGUUUUGUGACAAACUACAUGUCGACAGUAGUUCCUGAUGCCUAAUACAUUUCUGAGAAAGUAGAGACGGGGUUUCACCGUGUUAGCCAAGAUGGUCUCGAUCUCCUGACCUCGUGAUCCGCCCGCCUCGGCCUCCCAAAGUGCUGGGAUUACAGGCGUGAGCCACUGCGCCCGGCCUGUUGUACAGUUAUUAAAGUUAUCAUUUAACAUGGAAGAAGAUGAGUUCAUUGGAGAAAAAACAUUCCAACGUUAUUGUGCAGAAUUCAUUAAACAUUCACAACAGAUAGGUGAUAGUUGGGAAUGGAGACCAUCAAAGGACUGUUCUGAUGGCUACAUGUGCAAAAUACACUUUCAAAUUAAGAAUGGGUCUGUGAUGUCACAUCUAGGAGCAUCUACCCAUGGACAGACAUGUCUUCCCAUGGAGGAGGCUUUCGAGCUACCCUUGGAUGAUUGUGAAGUGAUUGAAACUGCAGCAGCGUCCGAAGUGAUUAAAUAUGAGUAUCAUGUCUUAUAUUCCUGUAGCUACCAAGUGCCUGUACUUUACUUUAGGGCAAGCUUUUUAGAUGGGAGACCUUUAACUCUGAAGGACAUAUGGGAAGGAGUUCAUGAGUGCUAUAAGAUGCGACUGCUACAGGGACCAUGGGACACUAUUACGCAACAGGAACAUCCAAUACUUGGGCAACCCUUUUUUGUACUUCAUCCCUGCAAGACGAAUGAAUUCAUGACUCCUGUAUUAAAGAAUUCUCAGAAAAUCAAUAAGAAUGUCAACUAUAUCACAUCAUGGCUGAGCAUUGUAGGGCCAGUUGUUGGGCUGAAUCUACCUCUGAGUUAUGCCAAAGCAACGUCUCAGGAUGAACGAAAUGUCCCUUAACAAGAUUCUUCUAUUGAGUUUAGGAAUUGCGGCACGAAGAAUGCCAAGAGUUUACCUGGCCAGCCCUGGCUUUAAUAGGACUGAUACCAUGGAAUAUUUCAUCUCACCAAGAUGUGACAUGGAUUAUUUUUCCCUUGGACACAAAUGUCUACAGCAACUGGUGUUUGAUAGGCUGAAUGUUUAGAAGAAACACUUCAAAGGGAUACAUCAUGGCCAGGCAUGGUGGCUCACACCUGUAAUCCAAGCACUUUGGGAGGCCAAGGUGGGAGCAUCACUUGAUCCUGGGAGUUCGAGACCAGCCUGGGCAACAUGGUGAAACCCUGUCGGUACAAAAAAAUACAAAAAUUUGCCUGUUUAUGGUGGUGUGUUCCUGUAGUCCCAGCUCCCCAGGAGGCUGAGGUGGGAGGUUGGCUUUAACCCAGGAGGCAGAGGUUGCAGUGAGCUGAGACUGUGCCACUGCAGUCCAGCCUGGGUGACAGAGCCAGACACUGUCUCGGGGAAAAAAAAAAAAAAAAAAAGACACAUCACUAUAAAUAGCAAAAAAACAAAUCUAACUUAUUAAUACUAGGAAUACCAACAUUAUUAGGGCACUUGCAGGUUAUUCUUUUCUAGGCCAAGUACUUCACUUCCAUUUGUCUGACAUGGAGAUUGAGGGAGAAAUGUAUUUGUGUGUUCAUUUUAAUGUAAGAUAUAUAAAAAUUAAAUUACUGGAUUUACCUGUCCCUGAAACUGGUGUUAUAAACAUGACCUAUCUUAAGUGAUUUUCCCACAAUCAAACUCAGGAACAAUAGAUUAUUUCUGUUUUACUCCAAAAGAGAGAGAGAGAGUGAGUGUGAGUGUGUGUGUGUGUGUGUGUGUAUGUGUGGGUGUUUGUGUAGAUAGUUGUAAAACAAAGAAAAAACACAAUAUUUUACUGUGAGAUAAUAUGUUUUACCAGCAAAGUGUGGCAUAGUAAUUAGAAGUUUUCUAAAAAGCUAUAGGAGAUAUUUAAACAUUAAAAUUUCUUUUUGACCUAUAGUAAUAAAACAAUGGUCAUUUUACCCCUCUGCUUCUCAACCCCACAGCUGCUCUGCUGUACUCUUUGAGGGCUCUUGAGCGAGUCUUCAUGUCCCUGAGACUUAUUUUCCUCAUCUUUAAUUUGAAACUAACAAGCUACCUCAUAGGGUUGCUGUGAGAACCACAUGAGAUCAUUAAUGCAUGAUAAGAUAUUGUAAAGUAUUAUACGAAUAUUCAUUAAAUGCUCACCUUUCUUGUAUAUAAUUGGUAUUCACUAAGGCUGUAAAUAAGUUUCAUAGCCAGUUAAGUAUUAAGAUAAACCUAACCUGGAACAAUUUUUUUUUUGGUUGCUUGUUUUGUUUUUUGCUUUCAUUUGCUAGGAGCUGAAACGAAGAUUAAAAUGUCAUUGGCUUUUUAGAGAGUCUAGAUUAGUGUGUCUUUGAAUGAGGGAUAUACUUAAAAUCACCUGAGGAUCGUUUACAGCUACAGAUGCUGGGGCCACCUGACACAGUCUCUCUGGGGGUGAUUCUGCUCUGGAGAACCUCUGGUCUGGAUAUACCUUUAUUGUGACAUUGAUUUGUAUUGUUUUGCUCUACUGACAGGCCUUUUCCAAUCCAUACAAGCUGAACUUGCUUCCUAAUGUUUGUCUAGGCCUUACAUGGAUAGUAAGGAAGCUUAGGAGACAUGUACACAAGGCAGCCCACUUGUAGGAAACUGCUUCAGGUGAGGACAUCAUUCACCAGUGGAUCACCGAGCACCGUGACAGCACCCUCAGUCCACGUCUGCAGAUUAAGAGCUGAACUCUCACAGAGAAAGUGGAAGUAGAGAAAGGGUUAAUUCAAACUGCUAGAAAAGCUAAAAGUAAAUUUUAAAAUGCUGAGCUGCCCAUAUUCAUGCUAGGAUGAGAGCCGGCUUAAAUGCUUGCUGGGCAUUUUGGUAUUUACCACUUAGCAUGUUUUCAACUUCUGUGAGGGAUUUUCCCCCCAAUCUCCCUAAUGUAAACACAGAUUUCUCAGCAAGUCAUUUCUCAAGCCAUGUCAUUUCUAGUGUAAAAUAAAUUAUAAUAAUGUGUCA
Molecule: messenger RNA, 4333 nt
Organism: Homo sapiens (human)
Lineage: Eukaryota; Metazoa; Chordata; Mammalia; Primates; Hominidae
Gene: ATG10
Product: autophagy related 10
Exons: 9
Coding region: 1601-2263 (220 amino acids)
Cellular component (GO): cytoplasm; cytosol
Molecular function (GO): ubiquitin-like protein transferase activity; Atg12 conjugating enzyme activity
Source: RefSeq, a predicted model, not a curated record